CAAGUUUUCUGCAAUAUGAACAGAAGGCAAAAUUGUGAAGGCAUGAACAGGGCGGGCAUUUCCAAGCCACAACUUCUAUGUCUACUUCUAUUGGGGGGGAUUCUGCUCUUCUCGGCUGAGGGGACCUCAAAGCACCAUGUGCCAAGACUUAAACUGUCUUACAAAGACUUGCUGCUUUCGAACAGCUGCGUCCCCUUCCUGGGCUCGGCGGAGGGGCUGGAUUUUCGGACCCUGCUGCUUGAUGAAGAAAGAGGUCACCUCCUGCUUGGCGCUAAGGACCACAUAUUUCUGCUCAGCUUAGUCGACUUAAACAAAAAUGGAAAGAAGAUAUUUUGGCCCGCAGCAAAGGAAAAAGUGGAUUUAUGUAAACUAGCCGGGAAAGAUGCCCAUACAGAAUGUGCCAACUUUAUCAGGGUCCUUCAGCCUUACAACAAGACUCACGUUUACGCCUGCGGCACAGGAGCGUUUCACCCAGUCUGUGGCUACAUCGACCUUGGAACACACAAAGAGGAUGUCCUGUUCAGAUUUAAUACUCACAACUUGGAAUCCGGCAGGCUGAAAUGUCCCUUUGACCCACAGCAGCCUUUUGCAUCGGUCAUGGCAGAUGGAUAUCUUUACUCCGGAACAGCCUCUGACUUCCUUGGCAAGGACACGGCGCUCACCCGAUCUCUAGGCGUAUCGCAAGACCAGCAUUGCAUCCGGACGGAUGUGUCUGAGCACUACUGGCUAAACGGAGCAAAGUUUAUCGGAAUCUUUCCUAUCCCAGACACUUAUAAUCCAGACGAUGACAAAAUCUAUUUCUUUUUCCGAGAAGUUUCUCAAGAGACCAGCACCUCCGACCGAGCCAUUCUUUCCUACGUCGGCCGCGUCUGUCAGAAUGACAUUGGAGGUCAACGCAGUCUGAUCAACAAGUGGACAACAUUCCUGAAAGCCAGGCUGGUUUGCUCCAUCCCAGGUCCAGAAGGAGCUGAUACACAUUUUGAUGAACUCCAAGACAUAUUCUUACUUUCCACAAGAGACGAGAGGAACCCCAUGGUGUAUGGUGUUUUCACAACUACCAGUUCUGUGUUCAAGGGCUCAGCGGUUUGUGUCUACAGCAUGGCCGACAUCCGAGCAGUAUUCAGCGGCUAUUAUGCCCACAAAGAAAGCGUGGACCACCGCUGGGUUCAGUACGAUGGGCGAAUUCCCUAUCCUAGGCCUGGCACAUGUCCGAGCCGGACCUACGACCCCACGGUCAAGACCACCCGGGACUUCCCUGAUGACGUCAUUAGCUUCAUCAAGCGGCACCCCCUGAUGCACAGGGCGGCCCAGCCGGUGGGCCGGGCUCCGGUCUUCACCCAGGUCAACGUGGACCACCGGCUGACCCAGGUCGUGGUGGACCGAGUCAUGGCCGAAGACGGACAGUACGACGUCCUGUUUCUCGGGACAGGCCUUAGUCUUGAAACUAGUGACGAAAAGCUGAUUUUCGGCAUUGAAUUUAACUCAACGUUUCUGGAAUGUGUCCCAAAAUCACAGCAAGCUUCCAUCAGGUGGUUUAUUCAGCGUUCUGGAGAGGAGCACCGAGAAGAGCUGAAACCAGACGAAAGGGUCUUCAAGACAGAAUACGGGCUGCUAAUCCGUAGCUUGCAGAAGAAGGACACUGGGACAUAUUACUGCAAGGCACAGGAACACACGUUUGUCCACACCAUCGUGAAGUUGAACUUGAAUGUCAUCGAGAAUGGACAGAUGGAGAACAGUCACAGAGUGGAAGAAGAUCCAAGCCGGACGCGAGAUCUGCAGGCCGAGUCCCGGCUGAGAUACAAAGAUUAUCUCCAGCUGCUUAGCAGUCCCAGCUUCAGCUUGGACGAGUACUGUGAGCAGAUGUGGCACCGGGAAAAGAAACGGCAGCGUAACAAAGGCGGCCCAAAAUGGAAGCACGCUCAAGAGAUUAAGAAGAAACGGAACCGAAGGCACCACCAGCCCUCAUCCACAUAGCUCCUAGGUCUUAUUUAAGAGACUGUUGUGCCAUGCUUUUGUUGUUGUUGUUGUUGUGGGCUUUUUUCCAGCAAUGUUGCUUCUCAAAGAGCACAUCAUCAUCACUAAGGUAUUUGAGAUCUUUGGACAAAUACGCCAUUAAUGGAGGAAAGCCUUCGGGAUUUGUAUGUUCUUCAGUUCUGAACUGAGAUAAAACAAUGUUCUAUAAAGUUCCUUGAAAAAGGAGAUCCAGUGGCUUGCUUGCUUCCACAUGGUUGAACGAAAGGCCUGAGGAUUGAACUAUUAGGCUCAAGGAAACUAAAAGUAUAUGUGUGGCUGUCAGGCUGUGGCUAGAUUUCUUCUAGCCAUCCAUGUAGCCUUAUCCAGACCACACUUUGGGUCCACUCAGCUGCACCCACAAAUGUCCUGGCUGGAAUGGACACGCGAGAAAUGCCUUGAAUUGGGGAAGAAGAGCAAGGCUUCAUAUGUAAAACCAGUGUAAUCUUAGCUUCAUAGAAAGAAGGUGGACAUGACUGGCAACCAGUUUGACAGCUGUCUGUUGAAAAGAUACACUGAUGCAGAUUGGAACUGCCAACAGGGAAGACAAUUGAGCAAAAGGUUGGACUAGAAGACCUCCAAGGUCCCUUCCAACCUAUUACUCUAUGUUCUCAUAACCAGGAGGCAAGUGGGUGGCUAACGCAGGAUUCCUUUUAGUAAGGACAGGAUUUCUGGCAACACCUGUUUUCUUUGGAAGAUAUUUUUUUCUCCCUCUUCUCUGCGUCUCUCUCGCCCUGACGUGUUGACUCUUUGGCUGCUUUUCAAAUGUCUCUUUGACAUGAAAUCUAGUCUGAUUAAAUCUACCGGCAAAAGGAGGGAAGCAGCAUUGUUGAGAAGAUGUGGGGAAAACAGCUUUUCCCCCAGUAUGUUAGAAGCGGUAGCACAUUGGUGGAAAUUGUGUUUUAUAUUUUUAUUAAAAUAAAAUGACAACAAAGUCCAUGUGCAAAUAAUGCGCACAAAAGAGACGGGCAGCUUCAACAAUUUUGUAAAAUAUUCUCUUUUUAAAAAAAAAAAAAACUUUGUAACUUUUCGCUGCUUAAAUGAUUGGCAUGUUUUUGCAAAAGGACGCCUUAUUUUCAGUGGGCCGUUACUCUCAAGCAGACAAAUGGAACAGGCCAGCCAAAGUUACAAACCUGGUUUCACGGAAACUGGUUUGUAGCAUCAGGAGUGAGACCAAGGAGAACCUGGUUUGCUGAUUUUUCAGGCUGUUUUUGCACAAGCGUUGUCUUCUUGACGCCAAUUCUCCAUCUGUUGCCCUUACCUCACCUAACGUCCUGCUUUUCAUGCCUUUUGUUAGUGUGAAAUGACAAAUUAGCCAUUUUCCUUACACGGAGGAAGGUUUUGAUUGAUACCAAAAAUGACAGGUUUUUCUUAUUUCUCAUGUGUUCUCUUUCAUCUUGGGAGUAAAUUUUGUGGGAAAUCCAUGUAAUUGGCGUGGCAAUGAAACGGAGACUGGUAUUGGCUCCCAGCUUUGGGGGAAAAAUAGAUGCUUCCUUAUAUACUUCCUAUAUUUGUGUGUGUAAAGUUUUUUUAUUAAUAAUUGUGUGAUCAUAUUCUGCCUUGGAAGUUGGGUAAAGGGCUGCCUCUUUUGGAGGGAGGGGAAUAUAUGCGCUCGUGAGCCAUUUGGCCUUGCAUUUGACCUUGCAUUCAAAUAUCUAAUAUUUAAGCAUUGCUGGAGCCCAAAUCCAAAUUGACUAAAAAGUGUUACUGGAAUAAAAUACUGCUAAACAUCCCUAUCAUGAAGGUCAACUGUCCAACCCAAUGCAAUUUGGAACAGGGGGGAUUUUUUUUUUUUUUUGUAAAACAAGAGAUUUUUAUAAAACAGAACAGAAAAAGCAUUGAGGUCAGAUGGGGAUUUAAUUAAAAUAUGUUGCAGGUGGAUAGGAUGAAAUCAGGGCAUCCAAAUAGCUCAGUGGCUCCUGCGUAACACAGUGAAACUCCCAUGCAACUCCUAUUUUAAAAACUAAGUGGGGGUUAACUAUUUCAGCUAUGUUUGUAUGUUGUGGUCCAGGUUACUGGGUAAAAAAACAUCCAUGAAUAAAAUAAAACCGCAAGUAACUCUGGGGGUCAUUAUGGGCUCCCUU
Molecule: messenger RNA, 4094 nt
Organism: Notechis scutatus (mainland tiger snake)
Lineage: Eukaryota; Metazoa; Chordata; Lepidosauria; Squamata; Elapidae
Source: RefSeq, a predicted model, not a curated record